UUCAUUCAAAAGCUUUGGCAGGCGGUCGAAGCCGGCGUUUGAGUUCGUUUGAUGUUGCGCGCUUGAAUAUUUAAUUUGUCAUCAUGCGUUGGUUAUUAUAUUUUGGUAUUGUAUUAAUUCUAUUUAGUGGCAUAUGCACAGCAGAAGAAGAUGCUGAUGAGCCAAAAGUUGAUCAAGAUAUUGGAAGUAGUCGAGAAGGUUCUCGAACAGAUGAUGAAGUUGUUGCAAGAGAAGAAGAAGCCAUCAAAAUUGAUGGCUUAAAUGUGGCCCAAGUCAAGGAACUGAGAGAAAAAGCGGAAAAAUUUACUUUCCAAGCUGAAGUAAAUCGUAUGAUGAAACUUAUCAUUAACUCUCUGUAUCGAAAUAAGGAAAUUUUCUUGCGUGAACUCAUAUCUAAUGCAUCCGAUGCUCUUGACAAAAUAAGGGUCCUAUCCCUUACUGACAAAUCUGCACUGGAAGCUACUAGCGAUCUCUUAAUAAGAAUCAAGAGUGAUAAAGAGAAUAAUGCUCUUCAUAUUACCGACACUGGCAUUGGUAUGACGAAAAAUGAGCUUAUUACAAACUUGGGUACAAUAGCAAAGUCAGGAACUUCAGAUUUCUUGCAAAAAGUUGCUGAAACAAGCAGUGCUACUGAAUUAUCUGAUAUGAUCGGACAGUUUGGGGUAGGGUUUUAUUCUUCAUUCCUUGUGGCUGACAGGGUAGUUGUUACAACAAAGAGUAACGAUGAUGUGCAGCAGAUAUGGGAAUCUGAUGCUAACUCUUUUAACAUAGUCGAAGAUCCCAGGGGCGAUACGCUUCUCAGAGGUACCACCAUAAGUUUGUACUUGAAGGAGGAAGCUCGUGAUUUUCUUGAAGUUGACACUCUGCGUAAUUUAAUUAAAAAGUACAGCCAGUUUAUUAAUUUCCCAAUAUACUUGUGGUCUAGUAAAACCGAAACAGUUGAGGAACCAGUUGAAGAAUCGGAGGCGGAAGAAAAGCCAGAAACUCCCUUGGAGGAAGAAGAGGAUGCCAAGGUUGAAGAAGAAAAAGAAGACAAACCUAAAACAAAAAAAGUUGAAAAAACUGUCUGGGAUUGGGAGCUUAUCAAUGUUUCAAAACCCAUCUGGACAAGAAAACCUGCUGAUAUAACAGACAAUGAAUACAAUGAGUUCUAUAAGUCUAUAACUAAAGAUUCCAUGGAUCCAUUGGCAAAAACUCAUUUUGUUGCAGAAGGAGAAGUAACAUUCAAGUCGCUCUUAUUCAUUCCUGCUGUUCAACCAUCAGAAUCCUUCAAUAGAUAUGGAUCAAAAGUAGAUCAUAUUAAAUUGUAUGUCCGUCGUGUGUUUAUAACAGAUGACUUCCAGGACAUGAUGCCUAGUUAUUUAAGUUUUAUCAGAGGUGUUGUCGAUUCUGACGAUUUGCCUUUAAAUGUUUCAAGAGAAACUUUGCAGCAGCAUAAACUCCUAAAAGUAAUAAAGAAAAAACUGGUGAGAAAAACUUUAGAUAUGAUUAAGAAAAUUCCAAAGGAAGAGUAUGAAAAAUUUUGGAAAGAGUAUAGUACAAAUAUAAAGCUUGGUACUAUUGAAGAUCCGAGUAACAGAACUAGGCUUGCAAAAUUGAUCAGAUUUGUGUCUUCCCAUGACACAAAGAACUGGACCUCACUCUCAGAAUAUGUCGGCAGAAUGAAAGAGAAGCAAGAAUACAUUUAUUAUAUGGCAGGUGCAUCAUUGGAAGAGGUUGAAAUGUCUCCAUUUGUUGAGCGUCUUCUUAAAAAAGGUUAUGAAGUUUUAUACUUGACUGAACCAGUAGAUGAAUAUGCUGUAUCUGCUCUUCCAGAGUUUGAAGGGAAAAAGUUCCAAAAUGUUGCAAAAGAUGGCCUGAAAUUAGAUGAAAGUGAAAAAGGAAAAGAACGACAAGAAGCGUUGAACAAAGAAUUUGAACCAUUAACAAAAUGGUUAGAAGAGGAUGUCUUAAAAGAUAGAAUCACAAAAGCUACCAUUUCACAACGUUUACAUUCAUCCCCAUGUGCAUUGGUUGCUAGCCAGUUUGGGUGGACUGGAAAUAUGGAAAGAUUAGCAAGAAGUAACGCUCACACUAAACUUCAAGACACAACCCGGGAAUAUUAUCUCAGUCAAAAGAAAACUUUGGAAAUAAAUCCAAGACAUCCAUUGAUGAAGGAGUUGUUAAGAAGGGUCCAAUCUGAUAAGUCGGAUGAAACAGCUAAAAACAUGGCUAAUCUGAUGUUCGAAACUGCAACCCUUAGGUCAGGUUUCAUGCUGUCAGAUACUUCCAGCUUUGUGCAAAGAGUAGAAGUUUUGUUGCGUAAAACUUUAGGUGUUCCUGAGGAAGCGCAAGUUGAUGAGGAACCGGAAAUCAGUGAAGAGGUAGAUGAAGAAUCCGAUCAAACAGAAGAAGUCUCUGAAGAUGACCAGUCUGAAGAACACGAAGAGCAUGAUGAACUAUGAGCCUUACUUUAGUCAGUUUUGUGUACAAAAAUGAACUUAAAAAAGGACUGCUUCUUUUCAUUAUUUCAUUAGAUCAUUACUUAUUUUUACUAUUUAUACUGGCUGUAUGCAUUCAAUGACCAUGUAACAUUCGCUCCUUCCAUAUUUAUGUCACAAACAUAGUUAGAAAUGAAAAUUUGGUCUUGAUCUGGUCAUUUUUGUUAUCUUGCCGUGCAAGUUUGUUUUUUAUGAGAAAUAAAUUUUCUCUUUCUGAAA
Messenger RNA from Uloborus diversus, 2699 nucleotides. It is a transcript of the gene Gp93, whose product is annotated as endoplasmin-like. The record is from RefSeq and is a predicted model, not a curated record. Gene Ontology annotation, biological process: protein folding. The transcript has a single exon. Gene Ontology annotation, molecular function: ATP binding; ATP hydrolysis activity; ATP-dependent protein folding chaperone. The coding region runs from base 84 to 2444 and encodes 786 amino acids. NCBI's taxonomy places the organism in Eukaryota, Metazoa, Arthropoda, Arachnida, Araneae, Uloboridae.